GCUGUUGAAGUUGAUAACGCCGCCAUCUUGAAAAGUGAACUCUGAUGGUCUCUCUUUUCGCGCCUGUCACAAUCUGUUAUAAACACCUAAUUUUUCACAGAAACCUCGUACCUUUCACGGUUUUUUCUUUUUCAUUCCGUUAACCGUUUUGGUCAAAGGUUCUCCAGUCUUCAUGCCGGACUUUGGCAAUAUUCCGCUGUCUUAAUCGGUGUGUGUUAAGUGUUUUGCUGUGGCAGAGGACAUUUCUUCUGCAUGUGUUCUGUACUCAAGGGUCUCUCCAGUUUCAACCGCCUGUGGUGCCUGUAAUGGGCCAGAAGUCCCAAAGAGCACAAGCAUUAUUUUAUUUUUAAUCAGAGUUUUUACCCUCUGGUCUCUGCUACUCUCAGCAGCACCAUGUUUUGGAAGUUUGAUCUGCACACGACGUCCCACAUCGACACACUCCUGGAGAAAGAUGACGUGACGUUGACGGAGGUGAUGGAUGAGGAGGACGUCCUGCAGGAGUGCAAGGCUCAGAACCACAAGCUCGUGGACUUCCUGGUAAGACCACAGUGCAUGGAGGACCUCGUGGUGUACAUCACCCAGGAGCCCAACGAUGAUGUGGAGGAGAAGAUCAAAUACAAGUAUCCCAACAUAUCAUGUGAACUCCUGACCUCAGAUGUUAGCCAGAUCAAUGACAGACUUGGUGAAGAUGAAAGCUUGCUAAUGAAGCUCUACAGCUUCCUACAGAACGAGCCUCCACUCAACCCGCUGCUGGCUAGUUUCUUCAGCAAGGUCCUGAGCAUCCUCAUUGGGAGAAAACCAGAGCAGAUCGUGGAGUUCCUCAGAAAGCGGGAAGACUUUGUGGAUCUGAUGAUCAAACACAUAGGGACCUCAGCCAUUAUGGACCUCCUGCUCAGGAUGCUCACCUGCAUUGAGCCACAGCAGCUUCGACAAGAUGUAUUAAGUUGGCUGAAUGAGGAGAAAGUUAUACAACGGCUAAUGGACAUGGUGCAGCCGUCUCAGGAUGAAGAUAGACACUCAAAUGCGUCCCAGUCGCUCUGUGAGAUCAUUCGACUGAGCAGAGAUCAGAUGUUUCAAGUCCAGGGCUGUUCAGAGCCCGACCCCCUGCUGGCCACACUGGAGAAACAAGAAACAGUAGAACAAUUGCUGUCCAACAUCUUUGACAAAGAGAAGAACGAGUCUGCUAUUGUCAGUGUAAUCCAGAUUCUUCUUACCCUCUUUGAGACACGGAGACCGGCUUUUGAAGGCCAUUUGGAGAUUUGUCCACCUGGUAUGAACCACCCAUCAUUCUCUGUCAAUCAGAGCAUUCUAGAUGCUGUCAGGCCCAGACUCAAAGAUUUUCACCAGCUUUUGCUUGAGCCCCCAAAGAAAACAGUCUUGAACACCACGUGGGGAGUGCUGGAUCCACCCGUGGGAAACACUCGCCUUAAUGUGGUGCGACUAGUGACCAGUCUUCUGCAGACCAAUACUCAUAUCAUUAACCAGGAGCUCAUUGCCCUGAACACACUGGGAGUCAUACUAGACAUGUACUUCAAGUACUUAUGGAAUAACUUCCUACACACACAAGUAGAAAUCUGUACGGCGAUGAUCUUAGCGAUGCCUUCAACCCAAAGUGAAACUCCUGAAAUUAACAGAGACACCGACCAAGAACCUAUAAGAGAAAACAUCCUUAUCAAACAUCUCUUUCAGAAGUGCCAGUUAAUACAAAGAAUUCUUGAUGCCUGGGGAUCAAAUGAGAAGGAACAGGCUGAAGGUGGGCGACGGAGAGGUUACAUGGGUCAUCUGACAAGAAUAGCAAACUCUGUAGUACACAAUAGUGACAAGGGUCCCAACGCAGCACAGAUUCAGCAGCUCAUCUCAGGUUCGUCUCAGUCUGUAUUACUUUAUCAGGUUCUUUUCCAAGCUGUUUUUACUAAUCUCGUUCAUCUUUUUGCAGAACUUUCAGAGGAGGACAGGGAAAGAUGGGAAGCGUUCACUUCAGGACAGCUAGCAGAUACAAACAAGAAAAACACUGUAGACUUAGUUAACACGCAUCACAUACACUCAUCCAGUGAUGAUGAGGUAGAUUUCAAAGACAGCGGUUUUCAUCAGGACUCCUCCCUACAGCAAGCCUUUUCUGAUUAUCAGAUGCAACAAAUGACGUCCAAUUUUAUUGAGCAGUUUGGCUUCAAUGACGAAGAGUUUGCCGAUCAGGAUGAUGUCGGGGAUAUUCCCUUUGAUAGAAUAUCAGACAUCAACUUUUCCUUGAACACAAAUGAAAGUGCAAACAUGGCGCUCUUUGAAGCCUGCUGUAAAGAGAAAAUCCAGCAGUUUGAAGAUGCCGGCUCUGACGAGGAGGAUAUUUGGGACGAGAAAGACGUCACUUUCGCACCGGAAGCUCAGAGACGUUCUAGAAGCUCAGGAAGUACAGACAGCGAGGAGAGCACGGAUUCUGAGGAGGAAGAUGGCAAACGAGACCCAUUUGAGUCUGGGAACGCCACAUCAGAUGACAGAAUGGAAGUGGACAAUGGGGAUGGUCAAGUCUGGACGGCAAAUUUUGAUGACAUACCAAUGGACACUGGCAGCUCAGCGACUCCCAACGCACCCACGUCAGCCUCCCGGCCUACUUUGCCUGAACCUUCAGGCUGGAGCUCUCCAAACACUGCUGCUGAUGGUGAGACGGGCUGGGCCGACUUCUCGAGCUUCACACCUGUCAGCCCCAAGGAUCCUUUGAGGAGCAAUUCCCCUGUAGCCAUGGAGACCAGCAUAGAGGCGACGGACCCUCUGGGUGUCAAUGCACCCAUGCCACAAGAAAACACAGAUCAGUGGCUUUCCAACGACAUCACCCCCACAUUCCCCAGUGGAAAGGUAGAGGCCUCAGAACCCGAGGAAGAGCCCGCCAGCGACCGCAUCACCGAAACGGUCACCAACGGCUCCAUGAAGGAGACGGUCAGUCUUACUGUAGACGCCAAAACCGAAACUGCUGUUUUCAAAAGAGUGUUGAAAUCGUAUCGCGAGGAAGAGAAACUAUCUACCUCUGAAGAUGCAUCUGCAAAGCUCCUUGCUGCCGAGACUGGAGAGUCGGAGAAGAACAAUUGUCCAAGCAACUGUCAGAAACCAGGUUUAAAGCACUUAGAUGAAAAAGCAAACGCCACUUGCGACGCUCUAAAUGGACCUCUAGAGGAUGAGGCCACUAUGGACGAAGCCAAAUCAGAGCAGCGCGCUGCCAACCCCGAGGCAACGGUGAACGGUCCAGCGUGAUGAGAGAAGCCCCGUCAUCCGGCUCCUGUCACCGGAAGAGGCCGACGCCUCGACCGGAGCCCGAAAAGAACCACCAUCACCUCCUCCUUUGCUGCUGCUGCGGUUUCUUACUCCAGCACUGCACUGACGCCACCAGAUCAGGACCAGCAAUAUUCAUAUUAGACAGUUGUACAGAAAGUUUGAACUGUAUGAAGAGAAACAUACUCUAAUGAUUUUUUGCAUUCGUUUAUAUACUAUUG
Paramisgurnus dabryanus is the source of this 3479-nucleotide messenger RNA. It is a transcript of the gene ppp6r3, whose product is annotated as protein phosphatase 6, regulatory subunit 3. The record is from RefSeq and is a predicted model, not a curated record. Gene Ontology annotation, molecular function: protein phosphatase regulator activity; protein phosphatase binding. Gene Ontology annotation, cellular component: cytosol; nucleus. Lineage: Eukaryota; Metazoa; Chordata; Actinopteri; Cypriniformes; Cobitidae.